Molecule: messenger RNA, 1750 nt
Organism: Centrocercus urophasianus (Greater sage-grouse)
Lineage: Eukaryota; Metazoa; Chordata; Aves; Galliformes; Phasianidae
Exons: 2
Coding region: 1-1593 (530 amino acids)
Source: RefSeq, a predicted model, not a curated record
AUGGGUCUGGACUGGGACGGCGAGGAGGAGCCCGAGCCCAUGCCGCCCGCCCCGGGCCGUACGCCGAGCGGCGGCGGCAGCAGCGGCGUCGGGGCAGCCCCGGGGGGAGCCGCGGCGACGGCCCCGGGGGGCGGCGGCGGCGGCCCCGGGGGGGCGGCGGAGGACGCGGAGCUGGAGGCGGCCCUGCUGCUGCAGCGGCCCGAGCGGGCGCGGCUGAGCGAGAACACGCGGCUGGCCACCCGCUACGCCGUGCGCAUCUUCCGCGAGUACCUGAGCGAGAAGGCGCAGAGCCCGGACUUCGAGACCAUGGACAAGGGGGCGCUGUGCCGGGUGUUGCGCUCCUUCUACGCCGAGGCACGCUCCAAGAGCGGACAGCUCUAUUCCAAGUCGUCCCUCAUCAGCAUCCGCAGUUCCCUCAACCGCUACCUCAACGAGCCGCCCUACUGCCGCACCCUCGACCUCACCAAGGACCCCGAGCUGCGUGCCGCCAACCUGACGCUGGCUGCCGUCAUCCGCAAGCUGGAGGAGCAGGGUGCGGGGCCGGUGGUGCAGAAGCAGGCCAUCACGCGCGCCGACCUCCGCAAGCUCUACACCUGCAGCGUCUUCAGCACGCAGAGCCCCUUCGGGCUCCUCAACAAGGUCUGGUUUGAGACCUGCAUGUACUUCUGCACGCGGGGCCGGGAGAACCAGCGGGAGCUGGAGGAGGACUCCUUCGGGCUGGCGGUGGACGAGGAUGGCCGCAAGUUCGUCUACUUCAAAGCACUGGGGCCCUACCACAAGUCGCGCUCGUCCUCCUGGAGCAAGAAGCGGGCGGAGAGCAGUGACGAGGAGAACCUGCCCCGCAUGUACGAGACUGGCACUGAGUUCUGCCCCUACGCCAGCUUCGUCAAGUACCUCUCCAAGCGCAACCCCCUGUGCAAAGCCUUUUUCCAGCGCCCGCGGGACCACUGCAGCGAGGGCGACGUCACCUGGUACGAGAACAAGGCCAUCGGCAAGAACCUGUUGGGCACCCGCAUGCAGAUGCUCUCCAAGGCGGCCAAGCUCUCCAAGACCUACACCAAUCACUGCAUCGGCGCCGUCUCCAUUGCCACCCUCAACAGCAUCGCCGGCAUAGGCACCAAGCUGGGGGGGCCACCGCCGCCCCAUCACCACCCCCCUCCCCAUCACCACCACCACCACCACCACCUCCUCCACCACCCCGCUGGCGGGACCUGCUAUGCUUCCGCUGCCCUCAACGGUGGGCCGAGGCCCCGGCCGCCCACCGCCAACCCGUACGUGCUGCCCAAAGACGGUGACGCCGCGCCAGUGAAGGCGGAAGCAGCCGCGGUGGCCCCGGCCAAACGAGCCCUCUACGAGGCAGUGUUCCCAGCAGGGGCCGCGGCCGGCGGUGAGGCCUGCGGGUCCUCAGCCUCCCCCAAAAGACUGUGCCGCCGCCCCGCCGAGCCCCCAGACGCCGCCGCCGUGCCUGCCGUGGUGGUGGUCUCAGUGAAACAUGACCCCCUGCCUCACCUCCUGCCCGAAGCCAACGGGCACAGAAGCACCACCUCACCCACUGUAGUAUCACCUGCUCUUGUUUCCCCCACACAGGUCUGAUCAACUCAGAUGAAGUUCCAGUAAGACUUAUUGUGCCAAGGAAAUUCAACCAUGUUCUCUCCAGCUCUUGCAGCACUUCACAGGCUGGUGUGCCCAGCCGUGCCUGCAUCCAGUGGAGGAGGCUGUGAGAGUAGCAUGUAGGAUAUGGAGCAAGGGA